Haemonchus placei is the source of this 444-nucleotide messenger RNA. The record is from the annotation of a GenBank genome assembly. NCBI's taxonomy places the organism in Eukaryota, Metazoa, Nematoda, Chromadorea, Rhabditida, Trichostrongylidae.
ACCAUUGACGACAUACAAUACCAAGUACGGGUGUGCAAUUCAGGAAACAAUUGUAAUAUAGCCUGCUCAGCCCAAGAACAACAACUCAUGUCAUGUUAUCAGUGCGAAACCGAUCAAGCUGACUGCAACACGGGUUCCUGUCAAGGCAAAUACUGUUUGUUCACUAGAAUUCAGUCGUCAAGGAGUUUCCACGUGAAAAAGGCCUGCACCAACACCGUCAACCUCCUUUACGAAGACAACGUACAAUACACUUCGUUUGGUAACUGUGAGUACAGGCAAGUUAACGCUGUCAACUAUGACUUCAAACUGUGCAAUUCUUCAUCGUACUGCAAUACAGCCUGUCCUCUAGGACCAUUUUCGUCGCUGAUCUCUUCGUCCCAUUCAGCCUUCUUCCAACUAAUGCCACUGUUGCUUUUAUUGCUGAUUUUUUCUAGGAGGAUCUGA